UAUUGAUACACAAUAUUGAAUGUUUUUUCCUUUCGUAUGAACAUUCCUUGAGCUGGAUUUUCCUAAUUGGUGGCGAGCCUCCCAUUUCGACCUGAUUGGAUCACGAAUCUAGAGGAAAGGACAAUUUUCUAUUUUAAAUAUUUUUCUUUAGACAAGUAAGAGGAUACAUUUCAGAAACUGUUUCCUUAUUUUGUUUGUUUACUUUAUUGAACUGAAACAUUUCAGAAGCACAAUUCUGAUAAUUUAAGACUGAUCAAUACUCCAAUUGAUAAGAACUUUGAUCUUGAAUACUGAUUUCAGUGUUACAUAUAUAAUUUGUACCAUCUUUGUACAUUGAUUGUGACUGUGAUUUCUGUAAAUGAGAAUUAAUUUAGAGGGUGCACCCAUAGUAUAUAUAGUUAAUUGUAUUUUCAUUGUUGUUUACUAUUUUUUGUGAUUAAGGAAAGAAAAAGAAAAAGAAAGGUUUCUCAAUACUCAAAGUAAAAUAAUUAAUUAAUCAACUUACCUUCUGUCUCUGCUUGUUGCUCACUAUCACUGCUACCUCCUCCUUCGUAUGGUGCACCCUUCUGAUCUUAUUAUUAUGCCUGGUCCAUAAGUAAGUGAGUUAAUACCCGCUACAUAAAGAAAGUACACUUUCAUGGCAAUAUUUCUAAACACAUUUAAUAAAUGAUCAUUAGACUGAUGUGACCUACCAAAGACUUGUUAAUUUAAAGUUCAUGCAAUUCUUUUUUAGUUGUCUGUUAAAAUGUUAAAAAAUAAUAACUUUGAGUUUAUUUUUUCUAAGGGAUGUAAUUAUUCAAUAUUGAUAGUUGUUUGAUUCCAAUUUAACAAUAUUAAAAUGAGGUUUUUUUUUGUUUGGACACAUACAACUCGUAAUUAAUUUAUUAAAUGUACUUUUGCAAAACAAAAAAUCUGAUUCAUAAUUUGACUACCAAACUGUUUUAUUGUUAGUGUAAGCAUUGUGUUUUUUGUUUGUUUGCAAUGCAUUCAACUGAAAUGAAUACAUAUUUAAUUAACUAGAUUUGUUUUUCAGUAUUUUGAGAAGUACAUAAUCAUAUUUCACAUACAAUAGAAGUAGUUAAAGUACAUACUGUAGAAAGAUGCAUUGAAAUCACUUCACUGCACUGAAAUCACAGUUCAACUGAUUGAAUUUAAUUUUAUAUAUUUGAAUUUAUUUGGCAAACUUGUAUUUGAAACAUUACAUUUAAUGAGUAAUUAAAUGUACUGUUAAUAUACAUUAACUUAUUUUUAAUUUCACAUUAAUUGCUUGACAGUAGAUUGAACAGUGCACUUUAAGUAUAUUGUAAAAACACUAGAAGCAAUUGUAAAAGCCAACAGAGUAAUUAUGCACUUUAAAUAUUACUUUAUGCAUUUUAAUUAUAGCUAUGCUAUAAUGCUUUAUGUUUACAACAUCAAGCUUUUAUUUUGGCAACCUCAGAAACCGGAUGUGUAGUGACGUAAUUCAGUUUGGAAGAACGGCGGAAAAAAGACGAAAGAAAGGGGGCGAACCAAGAUGGCAGCCUGAACGGACGCAGUUUUUGUGUGCUUGCACCAAAUUUGAUUUUAGACGCUGCUAAUAAGCUACAUGUAGUUAUUUUUCAAUUAUACUUGGUUAACACGGUUUUGUGUAUUAUUGACUAAAGUUUUUGCUGCAUCAUGGUUCGUAAGCGAGCACUUUCGGCUCACUUAGACAAGUCUAAAAAUGCUGAUGCUAGCGCACAUGCUAGUGCUAGUGCUAGUGGUGGUCACGAUUAUGCUGUUUAUAUGAGCGAGGAGGACUCAUUUAACUUGGCCGAAGAGGAAUUUCCUGCUCUGCCGGUUACUCCAUGCAAGCCACCAGAUGCUAAAAAAAAACAGUGUCAGUAAAUGCUGAUGUCUCGUCUCAGCUAGACAACAUAAAGCAGCUGAUUAACUGCCGCUCGGACGCAAUUGAGCAGAAAAUCUCUGAUCUGAAUGUAAAGGUGGAUACGGUGACUUCCGAGCUUAAAGCUGUGGCAGCUAAGGUGACGUGCUUAGAGCGACGUGUUGAUCAAGUUGAGCAACCGAUAGGCCAGAUGCAAAGAAGAAUGGAUGAUCUUGAAACCUACAUGAGACGACGCAACCUGAAGCUUAUAGGUAUUCCGGAGGUGGCUGAUGAAAACAUUCGUCUUGAAGUUGUUAAGAUCUGCCAAGCUGUGCUUCCCAGCGAAAAGGAAAAACUUCCGGAAGUUGUUGAUGUUGUUCAUCGUCUCGGGAAACCACAACGGGGCAACGUUGGCGGUAAGCCUAGAGCUACCAUAAUCCAGUUUUCCACGCGCACCUACAGAGAUGCCAUUUGGAAGGCAGCCAGGAAUUCUUCGUAUCUGCGUGACAACGGGCUGCAGUUUAGGGAGGACUUCUCGAAAGGAGACCGUGAGCGAAGAAUGAUGUUAUGGCCGGAGGUUCAGAAGGCUCGAGCGGCUGGAAAGAUUGCUUAUUUUGUCCGAGCCAGAGCCUUUAUACAAGGUGAAGGUGAAAUUACUCUCACCUGCUGAUUUAAUAGUUAACAUUACUGUUUACCUUGUUCUGGUUUAAGAAGGAUUCGUCUGGAGUGAAAUAUAUGUUAAUAUAUAACAUGGUAAUUUCACUAACUUUCCUUUAAUGAACAAUGCAGCAAAUUUAAUUUACUGCUGUUUACCAAUAAUAUGUUAUUUUCUGAACAGUAAGUAGCUUAUUUGCACUAAAAAGUUUUCAAAUGGUGCUACAUUAUAUUUCUGACCUUUUUGCCUACCUCAAUUUCAUAUAACUACUUAACUAAAAUAGGUUAUAUAUAUAUUUUUUUCUUUCUUUUUCUGUUGUUCUUGUUCUAGAGAUAGUUGUUUAUGUCUCUUUCCUUUAUUUCCUUGAAUGCCAGGGGUUUAAGAGAAUCUGUUAAGCGUAAGGCCUUGUUUUUGUUUACUAAACGGUUUAAUUCUGAUUUUGUUUUCUUCCAAGAAUCUCACUCAGUUGCCUCUGAUGAAAAAUUUUGGCGUGUACAGUGGGGCAAUGAUAUUUGGUUGUCCCAUGGAUCAGAACACUCGGCAGGGGUUUCUUGCUUUAAAAAUAAUUUUGGUGGCGAAGUCUUACAUUCAGAGAGUGACGAAAAUGGCCACUUCAUAUGUUUAGUUUUAAAAAGCUUCAAUAUAAUAUUUAUAGUAGUGAAUGUUUAUGGUUACAACAGAAAAUCUGAUAAUGACCAGUUAUUAUUUUUGUUAGAAGAGAGACUUCUUUAUUGGUUAUCCAAAUUUCAUGAUGCUCAUUUAAUUUUAGGAGGUGAUUUCAAUGUUGCUUUGAAUGAAUCUACUGAUAGAUGGCCACCAGGGCGACCCUCCAAUUUAAAUUCCAAUUUAAAGGUGUUUAUGAGUAGGUUUGAUCUUGUUGAUAUUUGGAGAGAAAAAAACUUAGAUGACAAGGUGUUUACUUGGAGCAAUAAGGAAGGCUCCAGAUGUUCUAGGAUAGAUUUUUGGCUUAUUUCUAAUAACUUUGAUAAGGAAAAUAUUCAUGUUGAUAUAAUGGCAACGCCUCUAACUGACCAUAAGGCUAUCUCAAUUAAAAUUAAUAUUUCUCCAAAUUUCAAUUGUAACAGACAAUACUCAUACUGGAAAAUGAAUAGUUCUCUGCUCAAAUUCAAUGAAGUGAAACAGGAAAUGGAGAGACUCAUUAAUUUCUAUUGGGUAAAAGCCAAAAAUGAAGGAUUGUUUAAUUGUAAUUGGGAAUUAUUAAAAUUUGAAAUUGGAAAAUAUUUGAGAAAAUUUGGUAGUGCAUUAGCUAAAUCACAGCGUCUAACAGAAGAGAAAAUUGUGGAAGAAAUUUUAUGUUUAACCAAUAUUUCCAAUGAUAAUCUACUGGAUGAACAGAAAGUACGCCUAGCGGAUUUACAAAAUAAGUUGGAUGAUAUGUACAAAAAGAGAGCACAAGGAGCCUUUAUUCGAUCAAGACAAAAAUGGUUAGAGCAUGGUGAAGAGAUGUCUGCUUAUUUUUUUAAUCUUGAAAAGUCUAGAGCUAAAUUCAAUUCUAUUUCCAAACUAAAUAUUAAUGGAUCUAUUUCAGAUGAUUUAUCUACAAUUUCUAGUUUUUGUUAUAAUUAUUACUCCAAUUUAUACACUUCUAAAUUUUGUGAAAUGAAUAUGUCAAAUUUUUGCACUUAUUUAGAGAAUGUAAAUAUACUUAGUCAAGAGGACCAAACAUUUUGUGACUCCCCAAUCACAGCUGCGGAAAUUAAGGAUGCGAUUGAGUGUCUAAAAUGUAACAAAUCACCUGGUAGUGAUGGAAUUACUGCUGAGUUCUAUAAGCAGUUUUCUGAUAUUCUUGUCCCGUUCCUUUUUGAAGUAUAUUCUGAAAGUUUAAGGUCCGCUAAACUUCCUGCAACCAUGACUCAAGGAGUAAUCUCUUUAAUUCCUAAACCCAAAAAAGAUUUAUUGCUUAUUGAUAGCUGGAGACCUAUCAGUUUGUUGAAUAAUGAUUAUAAAGUCUUCGCUCUUAUUUUUGCCCAAAGGUUUAAAUUAGUUUUAGAUACAAUAAUUGAUGAAAACCAAUCUGGGUUUAUGAGGAACAGACACAUAUUCAAUAAUAUCAGACUUAUUUUUGAUCUUAUUGACUAUUCUGAGCUCAUCAAAGAUGACAGUUUUAUUUUGUUUUUAGAUUUUUUCAAAGCUUUCGAUACCGUUGAACAUCCUUUUAUUUUUUAUUGUUUAGAAAGAUUUGGGUUUGGAAGCUAUUUUAACAAUGCCAUGAGAACUCUUUAUGCAAACGGUAACAGUUCAGUUAAAUUAAGCCAUGGCACCACACAAAGAUUUUCUUUAAAAAGAGGUGUAAGACAAGGCUGCCCAGUUUCAGUCUAUCUCUUUCUUAUUGUUGCGCAGGCGUUUAACCAUUAUAUUAAAUCAAGUAAUUUAGAAGGUAUUCAAGUCAAUGGACAAAGCGUGUUGAUAAGUCAGUUGGCCGAUGAUAGUGCUCUUUUCUUAAAAAAUGCUAGUCAAAUUCAACCUGCAAUCAAAAUCAUUGAGGUCUUUUCAGAUGCUUCAGGUCUUUGCCUGAAUUUACAAAAAUGUGAAUUGUUUGCUCUGAAGAGUUGCCAUUACAAUUCCAUUUGUAAUAUUCCUAUUAAGGAUGUCCCAGUUUAUUUAGGUAUGGCUAUUUCCAAAAGUGAACAAGACAGAAUCUCACUUAAUUUUGAUCAUGUGAUCAAGAAGGUUAAAAGUAGGUUUAACCUGUGGCUACAGAGAGAUUUGUCCUUGAAAGGUCGUGCUCUGCUGGCUAAAGCGGAAGGAAUUUCUAGGCUUACCUAUGUUGCCUCUUCAAUUCAUUCAGAUAAUAAAAACAAUAAGAUAAUUGAUCAAAUAAUGAUAAAUUUUCUGUGGAAAAAUCGUUUGCAUUAUAUUAGGAAAUCAGUCUUAGUUAAUUCAUAUAAAAAUGGUGGUCUAGAUUAUUUAGAUUUUUCUGUCCUAAAUAACACCUUUAAAAUUAAUUGGUUGAAGUAUUUUUUGAGUAACCCUUCUUCUCUUUGGAAUACUGUUGCUAACACUGUUUUUGAUCAAAUAGGUGGUCUUCCAUUUCUGUUAAUGUGUGAUUACAAAAUUGAAAAACUUCCUGUUAAAUUGUCAGCCUUUCACAAGCAAGUACUUUUGGCGUGGAAGUUGAUCUACAAACACAAUUUUUCUCCACACCAGUAUUACAUUUGGAAUAAUUGUAACAUUGUCUAUAAACACAAGAGUAUAUUCAUGAAAUCCUGGUUUGACAGAGGGUUUCUUUUGGUUGGUCAGUUGCUGAACUCUCAGGGAUACUUGAUGACUUAUGAGGAGUUUCUUUCAUAUUUUGAAUUUCCUGUAACCCCAAAAGAAUAUGCCUCAGUAAUAGGUGCGGUCUCUUAUAGUAUUGUAUCUUUAUGUAGGGGAAUAUCAUACUCAAAACAUGCUUCCUUAUUUCACCCUGUUGACACUUUCUGUGGGAAAAUUUGUUUUUCAUCUAGAAAAAAAAAUAAGGCUAUUCGCUCAUUAUUUCAGGAAGAAAUUGUUAGUAAACCAUAUGUUAUUUUUUAUUGGUCAAAGUUCACCCAAAAUAUUGAUUGGACGAAAGUUUGGGUAUUACCUAAUAAGUAUCUUAUUACAAAUAAAAUUAAAGAGAUUUCAUUUAAGAUACUACAUAAAUUUUACCCUGCAAAGCACUUUUUAACCAGAUUUAUUAAGGAUAUUGAUGUUAACUGUUCAUUUUGUUUAUUACAACCAGAAACAGUCCCACAUAUUUUCUGGCAUUGUCAGUAUACAAAGAGGCUUUGGUGUGAGGUUUGUAAUUUUAUAAAGGUUAAAGUACUGUCUAACUUUAGCUUAUUAUAUGAAAAUGUAAUAUUUGGUUUUUUGAAUUACGAUUUGAAGUUGGAUAAUGAGGCUUUUAUAAUCAACCUGUUAAUUUUACUUGUGAAGUACCAUAUUCAUUGCUGUAAAUUUAGCAACCGGAAACCUUUUUUCUCGGUGGUAUUAAAAGAAGUAGAAAUAUAUAUAAAUACUAUUAAGGAAAGUAAAAACAAAAAAGCUGUCAAAACUGUGUAUCUGUUUGACAAGUUUAAGUUAUUGUGAUGUAGCAAGGCCUUUUUUAUUUUUUUUAUUUUUAUUUUUUUAUAUAUUAGUAUAUCUGUAUAAUCUUGUCUGUAUUUAUUUGUUGUUUUUAUUUUAUUUAUUUAAUUUUAUCUUGGAUGUUGUAUGUGCAAUCGAUGUCUUACUCCUGUCCCUGGCAUUUUGUAUUGUUCCUGGUGUUAUAGCAAUAAAAAAAAAAAAAGACGAAAGAAAGUCUGAAAGGUUCACGGUUAAAACGGUAAAAAGCACGGAUAAUCUACAAGGUUUUAGCUUCGGUCAAUUGGGGAACAAGCUCUUACGUUGGUUGAUGACACGGAGAGCAAUAAAAUUCAUUUAACCAUCAGUUCUGGCCUUCUCAAUAUUGACCCGAUGCUACAGUAAGAGCUUGACCACCGCUACAGCCUGCAUGACGUAGUUACAAGAUUCAACGGCAAUACCCGCGACGUCCAGCAGGUGGCAGAAGUUGGUCAGAAAAUACAACAGUUCAACUAAAAGCACUCAAAAUGGAAGGAUCACAGGCUGCUUCAGUAAGUCAAAUGGAUGUAAAUGAACAGAUCACAAGUUUACAACAAGAAAUUCAAGAUUUAAAGAACUCACUUGAAGCUGAAAGUGAGGAUAGACAAAACAUUAAAGAUUCAAUCACAUGCAAGGAACAAAUUUUAACAGAGCUUCAAAACAAAGCUCAAAGCAUAUCAGAAUUACCAAGACGUUCUGAAAGAGUUAAAGUACAAACGGAAAAGAUGAUAACAUAUCAAAGGGGAAGAAAUUAGUAAAAGGGAAAAAAGACUAACAACUCUUUAUGAACAAUGGAAAACACAGGUACGUGAAACAAGAGAAAAGUUAAAAUCAGAUAUCACAGACAAGGAGAUAUCAGAACUUGCAGAUAUAACAGAGCAAAGGAGAGAUGAUGUAUUAAGGUUAUAUUCAGAAAUAAGGAACCAAAUGGCACCAUCAUCUGACAUAAGGAGGAAGAUUGAUGCAUGUGAUGCAAUAACUUAUGACAUUGUAAGGAUAAUUCUGGAAAGAUUAAGUGGUGUUGAUGAGGAAUUUGAUGCAGUGCGCGAAAGAACUCGUUUACGUGGACUUUUAAAGCACGAUUACGCCCAAUCCAUAUACGGCUCAACCGCAGCAUCAAAUCGCAGCCAACGGUCCUCAGCUUCACAGAUCACAGCACAACGAGCCGCCGCAGCAGCUGAGCUAGCUGCAAAGGAGGCUGAAUAUGAGACUGUACUAGAGGAAUUAAGACAACAGGAAAAGAUAAAAGCUCUAGAAGAGGAGCACAAGAAACAAAUGGCAGCUCAAACAUCUGAGUUAGAACGCUUAAAGGCACAGAAGGACGUGAAAGCAGCUCGAGCUAGGUUUGAAGCAUAUGACAGAGAGUUAUCACAGGUGAAUGAUGUACAGUCAAUAAAAAGUGAACAGGUGAAACCAUACUUCAUACCCAAACAGCCCACAUUAGCACUUUCUUUCACUCCUGCGCAGACAACUCCACCUAAUGUCUCUCAACUAGCUCAAGCCAUACAGGACAGCAUUAAACUGAACAGACUUCCCAUGCCAGAACCAACAGUGUUUAGUGGUGAAUCACUAAGCUUCAUUGAAUGGAAAUCCACGUUCAUAUCACUGAUUGAACAACAGGGCAUCUCAACAGCAGAUAAGUUGUACUAUUUAAAGAGAUAUGUAACGGGCCCAGCUCGAAAAUGCCUUGAAGGGACUUUUUUCAGAAACGAUGAGGAGGCAUACAAAGACGCUUGGGACAAAUUGAAUCAGAGGUACGGCCAGCCAUUCGUGAUACAGAAAGCAUUUAGAGAAAGGCUAGCAAACUGGCCUAAGGUUCAGCCUAGAGAUGCUGAUGGACUGAGAGCAUUUGAAGAUUUCAUAAACGUAAAGGGUCUACAAAUACUCAAUGACAGCGAAGAGAACCAAAAACUGUUGCACAAACUACCAGACUGGAUAAACGCAAGAUGGAACAGGCAGGUAACAAAGACUUUAUUGGAGGGCGGAGAGUUUCCAAGUUUUAGCGCUUUUGCCUCUUUCCUCUCGCUAGAAGCCGAAGUCGCCUGCAAUCCAGUCACCUCCAUUCAUGCACUUCGCUACACUAAAACAAACAGCGACAAAAGGUACACAAAGGAAAUCAAAGGAAACAAGGCAAGUGUAUUUAACAUAAAUGCAACUGUAGAAAGUGAUAAAAGGAUGAUAACAAAAAUACCUAACGGCUCACCAUGCACAAUGUGCCAAGGCACCCAUCAACUUCACCAGUGCCCUGACCUCUUGAAAAUAUCUGAACAGUCAGUCAGCACUUCAAUGAUUGUUCCAGUGUGGCUCUCGACGACCACCAAACCACUCAAAGAAAAACUGGUCUAUGCGUUACUAGACACACACAGUGACACUGUUUUCAUUAAUCAGAAUGUCACGCAUGAGCUGCAGGCAGAUGUUUGUCCAGUGAAGCUGAAACUUACUACUAUGAUGGGUAAAAAUGCAGUUGUAAGCAGUGGAAAGGUGUCUGAUCUUUUAGUAAGAGGUUAUAACUCAGCCACAGUCAUAAAGCUCCCCACUGCAUACACAAAGGAUUACAUACCUGCUAACAGAGAACACAUACCUACCUGUGAAACAGCCAAACAGUGGAGUCACUUGCUAAAAAUAGUAGACGAGAUCCCUCCACUUCUCAGUUGUGAAGUAAGUCUCCUCAUAGGCUAUACUUGUUCUAGAGCUCUUGCACCCAAACAAGUAAUCUUAGGCAAAGAAAACGAGCCCUAUGCCAUUCACACUGAUUUGGGAUGGAGCAUAAUUGGCAACUCGACACCAGACGGCGAAACAGACAUGGCGAGCAGCCUCUGUCACCGAGUCACUGUUAAAGAAAUCCCUCCCUCCACUCCAGCAGAUGCAAUACGUGCGCUGGAAAGAGAUUUCAAGGAGAUCAACGGAAAUGAAAGGACUGUGUCACAAGAUGAUUUAAUAUUCCUUCAGAAUCUCGAGCAUGGCAUAACACGGACUGAAAAUGGACAUUUUGAAAUGCCAUUAACAUUUAAAGAAAAAACACAAAUGCCAGAUAACAGACAACUCGCUGAAACCAGACUAAACCGGCUCAAAGACAAAUCAAAUAUUCUCACAACUGUGACUGAAAGACAAAACGCAGAGACUGUGAUUAUCAAAGACCUGCAAAGACACGCAUACCAAAAUGAAAUGGAAGACACUAAGCAAAGGCAAACAGCUUUCAAAGAACGACAAAAUGUACAACUUGGAUGUCUUUUUGGACAAGGACAAUGUGCUCAAGGUGGGAGAAAGGGUCCAGCACUCAUCGCUGCCCAGCUCUUUUAA
Messenger RNA from Misgurnus anguillicaudatus (oriental weatherfish), 9881 nucleotides. The record is from RefSeq and is a predicted model, not a curated record. NCBI's taxonomy places the organism in Eukaryota, Metazoa, Chordata, Actinopteri, Cypriniformes, Cobitidae.